Messenger RNA from Mercenaria mercenaria, 1364 nucleotides. RefSeq names its product translin-associated protein X-like. The record is from RefSeq and is a predicted model, not a curated record. The coding region runs from base 114 to 1046 and encodes 310 amino acids. The transcript has 4 exons. Gene Ontology annotation, cellular component: cytoplasm; nucleus. NCBI's taxonomy places the organism in Eukaryota, Metazoa, Mollusca, Bivalvia, Venerida, Veneridae. Gene Ontology annotation, molecular function: RNA binding; sequence-specific DNA binding; RNA endonuclease activity.
AUGAACUUAUAUUUCUGCGAAAAGCGCUUUCAUAACAAAACCUUUCGCGGAAAAUAGCACUUUUCUCACUUUAAUUAAGCAGAUUGUACUUACUUCGAAUAGAUUGUGCUGAAAUGUCUGAUAGAAGAAAAAGGCACCGAAACGCAAGGGGAGAGAAGUCAGAGCAUGGAGAUGAAGAGAUGCAAGACAUAGAUGAAAGCUCUCCAGUAAUCCAGAUGUUCAGAGGCUUUCAACACGAGCUUGACCAACGUCAUGAUAAAUAUGAGAGAAUUGUGAAACUGAGUAGAGACAUAACAAUUGAAAGCAAGAGAGCUAUAUUUUUGUUGCACAGAGUUAACAAUCCUACUGAAAAUGCUGAUAUGUUACAGCAGACAGAAGAGAAACUAUCUACAUUGGAGAAUACAAAGUUCAGGGAGGUGGCUAAAGAGUUGGUCAACACUGACCCUUUCCAGUUCCUGAGGGCUUAUUCACCAGGGUUACAGGAAUACAUUGAGGCUGUGACAUUCUACACGUUUUUGAAGGAUAAUAAACUGCUGCCCCUCAGUGAUGUACAAGCUAGACUUACAUUUAAACAAAUGGAAGCAACAAAUAUUGACCAAGCAGAUACAGAUCUCAGUGAAAACAAACAGGACCCAAUGGAACAGUCAGAAACAGACAAUAGUUCUAUAGAAAAUGAGAGUUCAGUGGAUAAUUUGGUGGUUCUUGUACCACCAAGCGAAUAUAUUCUCGGAGUGGCAGAUCUCACUGGAGAGAUGAUGCGUCGAGCCAUUAAUUCUGUUGGAUCUGGUGAUCUGGAACGACCUUUUGAUAUCUGUAGCUUUCUUCAGGACAUUGAAGCAGCUUAUGCAUCCCUGGGAAAUGCAAAUAGAGAAGUUAACAGGAAAUUAUAUACGCUUCGUCAGAGUCUGCGUAAAGUAGAGACUGCUUGUUACACAUUGAGAGUAAGGGGAUCAGAGGUUCCCAAGCACAUGUUAAUAGAUAUGAUUUCAAAACCAAGCAUGUCGCAGUUAAAUGUUGAAGACCAGGAUGUUUUAGAAGAUGAUUAGUUAAAAGUACACCUGAUGUACAGUCAAAACCAAAUUUUAUCUCUCAGAAUUCAGUUUUGCCUAUGUACUGAUAAAGCCAAGUCAAAAUUUUCUCUUUGCACUAAUUAAUACAAAUUAGACUUACUGCAGAUGUACAUGUGUUAAAGGAAAUUUUAAGUCAGCAAAUCAAUAUAUUUGUAAUUUUUGUCUGUGAACUGACAACUGUUUUAGACUAUGGAGUGCAGGUCCAGUUGUACAGUAGCUAGAGCACAAGAUUAUGAAUAAAGGUGACAGUUGGAUCCUAGGGAAAGGAAAAUAAAAAUUUGAUAGAAGUCAAAA